UGGAAAAAAAGUUCCUGGUAUCCACGCAGCGUUGUCAGUCAGUGACGGUCUCAUCAUCAUCCGGGCUGACGAACAUAAUGCAAUUCAAGGAGUGCUUGAUCGGGAAGGAUGAAUUUUUCAAAUCGCGUUAACACGUUUCCAAUUAAAGACACGCCGGGGUAAUCCGGUGGGACCGAUUACGUCUGCGAAUAGACAGUAAAAGGCUGGGAAAGAUCGAACGAAAGUUACCAAACAAAGGUUGCCAAGUGGACUUUUAUUGUUUACCACCCACCUCAAGUCGAUAAUAUCAUAUUGAACUACCACAUGCAUCGUAUACUAUAUAAGGGCCUGCGCUGGGAGGCACUGCAGAAAUGGUGUAGUUUAUGGAAUAAAGUGCACACCGGGAGAAAUUAUUUAUUCUGUGAGCAAGUUUCAGGAAAACAAAAACGACACCGCUUGCAAAGAGAGGGGGCAGAAUAUAUUUUGAAGAGCCACGGAGUCGCAGCCGGGAGGCUUUAACCUGAUCCCAACAUCAGAAAUGAACAGCCCGAAGUCGCUGCUAUUCUUUGGACUGAUACUUCUCAUUAGCACAGCUGGAUAUUGCAAAGAGAGGACAGAUCUCACAGAGUUAGGGGAGAACAAACCCCUCUUUAACUUAAUAUUGGAAAUCAUAAAUCAUUUACAAAAACACCGGGAAGAGGAAACCAAUGAGGUCGACUACCUUCCACAACCUGUCGAUUAUACGCUUGAUUCCUGGGAAUUGCCUGACAAUGAGGUGUAUCGUAAGGAGGAGAGAGUUGAAAUCGUGCCCAGAGAUCUGAGGAAGAUGAAAGACAAGUUUUUGAAACAUUUAACAGGUCCACUUUACUUCAGCCCCAAGUGUAGCAAACAUUUCCAUCGGCUGUACCACAACACCAGGGACUGUACCAUACCAGCAUAUUAUAAAAGAUGUGCCAGACUUCUCACAAGAUUGGCAGUCAGUCCGAUGUGCGCUAAAGGCUAAACACGAUUACAGCCGGUAUCAACAUUAAGAUAUCCCCAGAACCAAGAAAAGUGCCUUGGAAAACAACAGGGAAACACAUUGAUCUCAGUACCUUUAUAACAUAUUCCAUUGUGAACAAAGAUUUAUUUUUGCAAACUGAUCGAUUACCUCCAUGAACUCAUUAAUGUGCAUUUUGUAUGUUGUCAACAUUAUUUCUGUAAUUCUGUACAUUAGUAUAAAUAACUGCCAAUGUUACAAAGGCUGAACAUUUAAGAAAACAACAACACUUCACUGUUUUCCUGC
Hemiscyllium ocellatum (epaulette shark) is the source of this 1264-nucleotide messenger RNA. RefSeq names its product ALK and LTK ligand 2b (gene alkal2b). The transcript has 6 exons. The record is from RefSeq and is a predicted model, not a curated record. Gene Ontology annotation, biological process: positive regulation of ERK1 and ERK2 cascade; positive regulation of ERK5 cascade. Gene Ontology annotation, molecular function: receptor tyrosine kinase binding; receptor signaling protein tyrosine kinase activator activity. Bases 518 to 982 code for a protein of 154 amino acids. Lineage: Eukaryota; Metazoa; Chordata; Chondrichthyes; Orectolobiformes; Hemiscylliidae.